UAAUCUAGUACAAUAUUAUGUGAAUAUCAUUUUCUUUGGCGUCAAAGGGUUAUAAUUUCAUGCCUCUAUGUUUUGAAUAAGGUUAUGUUAUGUAUAUGUUGUGUCAGUCAACGUCUUAUUGUUGUUAUCAACUUCAAAGUACGGUUACAUUGUCCACUUAACUGUGAUGGAGCUGCGGUGUUCGCUUCAAAUGUACGAGUGGGGGAAGGUGGGUGAGAACAGUGAAGCAGCUCUGUUGGCUCGGGCGAACAAUCCCAGCCUGCAGAUACAGGAUCUCACGCCAUACGCAGAGUUGUGGAUGGGCACUCACCCCAAUGGUCCGUCACGACUCGCCAGCACCGGUGAGAACCUGCAUGAGUGGAUCCAGCAGAACCCCCAAGUCCUUGGUGAACCUGUGCGACAACGGUUUGGUGUCCAGUUACCUUUUUUGUUCAAAGUGCUGUCAGUCAAUAAGGCUCUGUCAAUCCAAGUACAUCCAUCGAAGAUCCAAGCCGAGGAGCUGCACCGUCUGCUGCCUGAUAUCUACAAGGACCCCAACCACAAACCAGAAAUGGCGCUGGCUCUCUCUCCAUUCGAGGCUCUCUGUGGCUUCCGUCCUCUUGACCAAAUCAAGCAUUUCUUAAACACGGUCCCAGAGCUGAGGAGUUGUGUAGGUCAGGAGAAUGUGGAAACUCUGUUGUCCUGUAGUGAGGACACCCAGCAGGAGGUCCUGGGACAGUGUUUCCAGUCUCUGAUGACCAGAGGUGAUGAUAUCAUUACCACUGCCUUGACAUCACUUCUUAACAGGAUCUCAUCCCUUGAUGAAUCGUCCAGAGGGAUGCACCUGGCAGAUCUGGUGGAGAGGCUCCACUCCCAGUUCCCUGGUGAUGUGGGAGUGUUUGGACCGUACCUGUUCAAUCACGUCACUCUGCAGCCUGGCGAGUCACUCUAUCUAGCUGCCAAUGAGCCUCAUGCUUAUCUCUCAGGAGACUGUGUGGAGUGCAUGGCGUGUUCAGACAACACAGUGCGUGCAGGUCUCACGCCCAAGCUGAAAGAUGUCCCAACAUUGUGUAGUCUGCUCUCUUACAUCUGUGAGCCAGCCAGUUCCAAACUGUUUGUGGGGACCGAUGAGGACGAGUUUACUACAAUUUUCCGACCCCCUGUGCCUGACUUUGCAGUUGUCAAGAUAACUGUUCCAGAGGGCCGAACUUACACCAUGACUCCUCGCCCGUCAGCCUCAAUAGCGAUUGUGACCCAGGGCUGUGCCACAUCACCUACUCUUCCCCUGCACAGAGGCUCUGUCUUCUUCCUGCCAGCAGACGACUCUGUACAGUUCACAGUCACAUCUACCGAGCCUCUCCUACUCUUCCAAGCAAUGGCUAACGUUUAAACUUGUAUCGUUUAGGGUUUUAAAUGGGUCCAAUUUACCACUAAGAGAGUAGUGAAAGCAUUUUCAUCCAUGAAUUUAUAAUUGUCUUGGUCUAUUUUUAGCAGCAUUUCUUAACAUUAAUGUUUAGAUUUUUUAAUACUGUAGAAGUUACAUUAAAAAAAAUACUAAUACAAGGCAGUAAAUUAGUUUAACUAUAAAUGGGCUCAAAAUAAACUUUGACUGCUUGAUCUAAUGUGUAGACUUUUAAGUCCGUGUUAAAGAUUGUGUAAGGUCAAAAUUCAAGAUUGCUAGGACAGGAGAUAGCAAAUCUCAUUGGUUGUUGGACAAGGAAGAGCCGAACCCGAAUUUAUUAACUGUAGUUGACGUAAUUACUAUUGUUAUAUUUCAUAUGAUAAACUGCUACGCAUUUACUAUAUUUUUUUAAUUUGUAUCGUUAUUAUGUAUGAGGACAAUUAAGAUAUCACAUCAGUCCUGUACAGAUAUAGUUUGUUGCAGCUCUGUAUGAUCUAGCUCAAAAGGUUAGGUAUACGGUUACUGCAUACCAAGUGUAUUUCAAACCUGAAUGUUUAAAAACAUUUUAAUUCAUGAACUGUUUGUGAAAUGGUACUAUUUUCCAGCUUUUCUGGGAACAAAGGUUUGAAAGAUGGAGUUGAUAAGUUUUAUUGUAGUAUUCAAAGAAUGAUUUUAUGUCUCCAUGUUCCCAGGCAAUUUAUAGAGAAGCAUUUAAAGCUCGAAUUUGUUUUUCAAACAAAUAUAUUUGUACAAUAUAGGUUGCUUGUACAAUUAAUUUUAAUUGUACAAAUUUAAAAAAUGAAAAACUUGGAUAUGUGUUAAACGGACAACACAACUAGGUGGGUGGUGGAAAUUUAAAAAUUUAGUUUUUUUGUUUGUUCUCUUAGUACAAGAAGCUUAAAAACUGCAGUCCUUUAAAGACUUUUUGUGCUGGUUCCAAAGUGAUAGGAUAUUCUCGAUAGGGUAGGGGCUGCCUCCUGUUAAUAUCCAUGAAGAAGAAUUUAUGGGACUAGUCUCCAAGUCAUGUUCCCUCAGAAGAAGGGGAAGACAGCUCUAAACCAGCUUCUCCACUUGAAGUAUGUAGGGGAUGGCACACAAUUAAGUCUAGGCUGGCUAGAACCUUUGACUCUAAGAGAACGAACACCAACUCCAACCGUCAUCUCCCGCAGUAGAAUAGACCUACUGAAUUAUCCUUGCACCCCAGAAUCUCAACAUUAGCGGUUAGUGAUGUGCUGCUCCUGGCCAUGCAUCAGAUUUAAGUGACACAUCAGUGUUUUCUGUACCCAGUGUGGGUUCAAUUGGAAGGUAUAAAUUAGCCAGAAGUAAAACCUCCAAGAAAAAAAUCUAUGGUUUAGUGUUGUUUUAAGAACUUAACAAGACUGCAAAAAGCAUUACAUUUAAAAAAGUAUUUAAUACAAAUUCAAACAGGAUGCAUCUCUUAACGCUUACAGGGUUAAUUUAGUUACAUCCAGAUUCCAAUCUCAUAGGAUCUAAAGAGUUCAUGGAUACCAUCUGUCAUAUAAAAAAUCAUUAUUAAACAUAUAUUUUUUAAAUGUGUUGAAGAGUGUGAUGUCGUGUGAAUUUUAAGUGAACUAUCUGUACACUCAUUACAUCGUCAGGAUGGCUGUGUGGUUUAAGGCGCUACUCUUAGACGCGGAAGUUGGCCUUGGAGUCGCAGGUUCGAUUUCCAUGCCUUAAAUUAGGAUUUUUGCGGUCUGGUGUGCACCUAUAAGAGUCUCUCUUCUGUGGUAAAGCUGGUUGGAGGGCCUACCUUAAAUUAGUGUUCGGCUUGGCCACACGAAUUAUAUCAACCAAUAUACAUGAGAGGAUCGUUAUAAUAUUAAAAAUCAUGGGAGAUGUAACCUCAACUCCCAACCCUAAAAUGAGGAUUGGAGGGAUAAGUUAAAAUGUUUAAAUAUAAACCUCCAUGGAGUUACAUCUCAUUUCAAAAGUGCUUGAAAAAGAAAGCAGUGACGCAAACCAAAGGUGUUCUUUAUCUCACUCCAGUACAAAAUGGUAGCCUAUCAAAAUUGUAAUUUAAAAAGCACGCUAAAAUUCAAUACUUUUGUUUUUAAAUUUACAAAAGUUUAAGGUAAAAUUGUAAUUUUUUUCGAGUUGAUUUAUUGUAAUGUUAUUUAAAAAUUACUCAAUAAUCAACCAAAAAGUUGUUAACACAAGUAUUGAUUUUUAGUGUAAGAAGUUUUAACGGACCACAACUUUGUGUACUGUAUUACAUUACUCAACAUUACAUUUCAAACAUUACUCUAGUUUGCUGCAUUAUUCUUCUUGUGUCUUCUAAGUGUAAUUUAACUGAAUUAUUUAAUCAUUUAAAUAUAACCUGGGGUCACAAGUUAGAUUGUAUAAUUAUCUGUGAUAAAAAAUGUUUUUAUAAAGGGUAUACAUGUUUUUUUUUUUAAUUAAAAUUCAUCACGCAAAAUUAAAAUGUCAAUAAUUUGCUAUAUAUUUAUAUGUAUUAUGGGAUACAUAUACAAAAAUACGUUCAAUUCAGUAAAAAGGGUUUCUUUUUUAAUCUACAAUAUAUUUAGAAUUCCUGCCUUUUCUCAAAUCACUGUUUUAUCCCAAGAGCAAUAAAAAAAAAAAAUAAGUUGUGGAAUCCCAUUCCAGGUUAUUUUGCAUAGUUUCUCUGUGUAACUAUACUUUUAUACACUAUAAGACUGUUAUUUCCCCAUCAUAUUUAUUAUAUUCAGAAACGUACCGCACAAAAUAAAAGUAAUGUACAAUAUUUUAGGAGUUAUGUUAAAAUAUUCAUUUAUUUAUGUUAGAUAAAAAGUUGAGUAUUUUGUAAAAACAUGAUAUUUAAUAAAUUAUUGUAAUGCUGCAUUUACUCGCAUCACUAAACAUAAAUCCGAAAGCUUGUGAAUCCUUCAGCAUUCCUGAGUUCAGAGCGAGAACAAUCCGUCUGCACAUCUCAUUCUACUUCAUUGUAAAAGUAAAUGCAAUAGGAUCACCACACUUGUAGCCUCUAAUAAAACUCCAUCAGGAAUUCUUGACUGAUGGCUGCAAUCCCCUUAUAUAAGCAAUAUUUUCAUGGAAGUGAUUAUUUUUGUUAUAUUGGUCACGUAAUUUUGAUUAGUGUCUUUAUGCAUUUGUUUGAACGGUUUCCUUUCAAGUACUUGUUCAAUAGAUUUUUACAUAGUAUAAAAUUUUUUGAAAUUGUUCAUUUAAUGUCCGGCUGAUAAUGUGUUUGUUUAUGUUAAACGUCCACUGAAUUGUAUUUAUUUUAUUUAAAGAUUCUAAUUUUAUGUAAAACAAAAUUUAAUGUCUGAUACAACACUAAUAAGGAAUAUUCUUUUUAAAUUCCAUAUUUUAGGCAUAGGAUAGUGUGAUCUACUCACAUUGGCAUAUAAAGAUUACUCCAAUUUUUUAAUCCUAACAAAUUAAAACAUUAUUUUAACGUCUUUUGAUAAAAGGUUUCUUAAUCUCACAUAGACUCAGUGAAGGAACCUUUGUUGAAAGGUUUCUUGUUGAAUAUUUUCUGCAAGGGUGUAUAUUAAUAUGUAUAUAUAUACAGGGUAUAUAUUAAACACGGUUUUUUCUCUAAUAUUCAUAAGGUUAAGUGUAGUUAGAAUAGUUUUUUAGACAUUCUGUCCACACCUCAGAAGACUGAAGGUUAAGUUUGAUAUUAUUUACAUAACGUAAAGUUAAUGUAUAAAUAUUUAUAACAAAAUAUAUUUCUAGUGAAAACAUAUUGUAUAAUAUCACAUUAAAAUAAUGUUGUUUUGAUUGUUUUUAUAAGAAAUUAUUAUUUAUUUUUAUUGACACAUAAAUUUAACCUUGAGUUUAAGUAAGUUUAAAAGUUAUGAAAAUACUGUAAGUAUAUUCAUCACAUUUUUAACUUUUAUAAUUGUAAUAUUUGGAAUGAAAGAUUUAAUUUUUAUGUUUUAUAUUUCUUGUAUUUGUGACAUAUGACUGUAAUUAUGUAUUGUGUUAAAAAUUGCAGCAAGCAUUUCAAUAUAAUUUAUAAUAAUUUUUAUGUUUAGUAAAUCCUGGUUAUAUUAAAUUUAUCAUCAGAUACAAAAUCGAGGGCAUAAAUUUGC
Homalodisca vitripennis (glassy-winged sharpshooter) is the source of this 5439-nucleotide messenger RNA. RefSeq names its product mannose-6-phosphate isomerase (gene Mpi). Gene Ontology annotation, cellular component: cytosol. Gene Ontology annotation, molecular function: mannose-6-phosphate isomerase activity; zinc ion binding. Bases 167 to 1369 code for a protein of 400 amino acids. Gene Ontology annotation, biological process: GDP-mannose biosynthetic process; carbohydrate metabolic process. NCBI's taxonomy places the organism in Eukaryota, Metazoa, Arthropoda, Insecta, Hemiptera, Cicadellidae. The transcript is spliced from 7 exons. The record is from RefSeq and is a predicted model, not a curated record.